Messenger RNA from Colius striatus (speckled mousebird), 4766 nucleotides. RefSeq names its product transcription initiation factor TFIID subunit 4-like. Gene Ontology annotation, molecular function: protein heterodimerization activity; DNA binding; RNA polymerase II general transcription initiation factor activity. The record is from RefSeq and is a predicted model, not a curated record. Gene Ontology annotation, cellular component: transcription factor TFIID complex. The transcript is spliced from 15 exons. The coding region runs from base 19 to 3189 and encodes 1056 amino acids. Lineage: Eukaryota; Metazoa; Chordata; Aves; Coliiformes; Coliidae. Gene Ontology annotation, biological process: DNA-templated transcription; transcription initiation at RNA polymerase II promoter.
CUCCCAGCUCAGCGCAAGAUGGCGGCGGGCGCCUCGGACCCCCUGGAAGAGAUGCUGCUCUUCUCCGAGGAGGUGGACGAGAAGGCGGUCAGCGACCUGGUGGGCUCCUUGGAAUCGCAGCUCGCCGGCGGCCGGGGCUCUGCCGAGGCGCCGCAGCCCAGGACCUCCGCCCCGUCCCAGCAGCAGCAGCCGCAGCAGCAGCACCAGGGGAGCCUAGCGGGGGGCAGCAGCCCCGUCCGGCAGCAGCAAGGGCAUCCCGCGCCUCCUCCCGUUCCCGGGGCAGAGGAGGCGGGGGGGUGCCCCGGAGCCGCGGAGAGCCGAGCCCCUGCCCAGGGGCCGCUCCCGUCCCCGUCCCCUCCGGCGGCGGCAGCGGCGGCGGCAGCGGCGGCGGCAGGGAGGGGAGUGAGUGUAAACAGUAGUAGUGUGCAGCAAUCACAUGGAGCGGCUCUCCUCGGCGGCGGCGGCGGCAGCCCCGGCGCGCCCGCCGCCCCUGCCCCGCCGCAGCCCGCCGCCCCCCCGCCCGCCGGCGCCCCUGCCCAGCCUGUCAACAACCAUGUAGCUGCCGGCGCCGCUGCCCGGGACGCGGGGAGCCCCAGCCCCGGCGGCAGCCCGCCCGCCGCCGACAGCGCACCGUCGCAGCGCACCGAGGCCGCGGCCGCCGCCGCCGCGGGAGGGAGCGGGACCCCGGCGGGGGGCGGCGGGCCGGCAGGAGCAGCGGAGGGCGCCACCGCGACCGCACCGCUCCCUGGCGAGGCGGCGCCCAACGGGGAGGGCGCCGGGGGCCGGCCGGCGGCACUCCCACCAGUCAGCAGCCACGGCAGAGCCGACACCGCCACAGCACAGACCAAGCCCGCGCAUGGCCCGCUUCCCGCAGUAAACGCACUCAGUAACUCCGCCAGCCCCGCGGCCGGCGCGGCCGCCCCGCCGGGACAGGGCUCGGUCGCCAACUGCGCCCCGCCGGCCCCCGCUGCCGUGGCCCCCGGCGCCGCGCCCAAGCCGGCGGUCAGCGCCGCGGCCGUCGCCAAGGCGGGGGCUGCCCUCCCCGUCGUCCCCGCCGCCCCCCAGGCCCUGUCGCCCAGGCCGGCGCUGGGCGCUGCCCCCAGGAUCGUGGCCCCUCAGCUGAUCGUGAGGCCGCCUCAGCAGACCACCAUCCAGCUGCCCCCCGGCUUCACUAUCCCGCCCGGUAUGGUUUUGGUGCGCACGGAUGCUGGACAGCUUGUCAUGGUGCCUCAGCAGGCUCUGGCACAGGCUCAGAUGCAGGCACAGGUACAGACACAGGGACAGAAUCCUGCCAGCAUUUCACCGAGACUUUCAGUGCCCACAACUGGCCCUGUUUUUCGCCUAUCAACAACUCAGCAACCAACUUCUGUAGCCACAUCGACUGUCCGCCUCGGACUUCCAGUGCAAGCCAAAGUUGUUCAAUCAACUGCUACACCUGUCAGUGCUACGUCUGCUGCGACUCUGCCAGGAGGCUCUAUUCUUUCUCACACCACAGUCACAGUAGCUACAACAAAUGCUCAAAAUUUGUUCAAGACAACAGUAGCAACUGGAACAUCAGCUUCUCAACAGCCUGCAGUAAUUACUGGUGGACAAACUCAAGCAUCAGCACAAAACCAGGGUCAGCCUCGGCUGCCACUUCCACCUCAUACAACAGCACAAGUACCAGCACAGCCCCAGGUCAUACCAAGCUCUCCUGUACCUGGAACUACAGUUGUAUCACAGGAAAUGCAAGAGAAUGUGAAAAAAUGCAAAAACUUUUUAGCUACCCUUAUAAAACUUGCUUCUCAUAAUUCACCAUCUCCAGAAACAUCCCGUAAUGUGAAAGCUCUGGUUCAAGAUUUGUUGGAUGCAAAGAUUGAUCCAGAAGAAUUUACAGGCCGCCUUCAAUCGGAACUCAAAUCAUCUCCUCAGCCAUAUCUUGUACCUUUCCUUAAGAAAAGUCUGCCUGCAUUGAGACAAUCUUUACUGAAUAGUCAACAUUCAGUUUUGCAAGGACAGCCGUCUCAGCAGUCACUUCAACAAACCAAGCUAUCACAAGUUAUACCUCAAUCUGCCUCUGGAAGCAUUUCCUCUGUUGUCACAACACAGACAAUAGGAAUAAGGCAACCAAACAACAUUUGCACAGUCUCUGUAUCAAAUACAGUGCAGCCUCCUCAGGUUAAGGUGGUACAGUCAAAUCAGAGUUCUCAACUGCAGAUUAUCCAGUCAACAUCUGCUCAAACUGUGAAACGAAACCCUGCUUGCCAGACUACCCAGAUUAGGAUGCCAGUGGUAAUAACUCAGACCAUUAGACCACAAGGCACAGUAGGGAAGGCACCAACAAUACAAGCCAGCAAAAGUCCUGGGGGCUUUGGUGUUCAGGUCUCUGCAAAUCAGAAAAACAAGCUGAAUGACCCUGGAGGUGGUUCUUUCAGAGAUGAUGAUGACAUCAAUGAUGUUGCCUCUAUGGCUGGCGUUAAUCUUAAUGAAGAAAGUGCCCGAAUUAUGGCUACCAACUCUGACUUGGUUGGAACCCAGAUACAGUCCUGUAAAGAUGAACCCUUUCUUGCUGCUAUACCUCUACAUAAGCGCAUACUUGAAAUGGCUAAAAAACUAGGAAUUACUGAUGUGCCGGCAGAAGUCGUUACUUUUAUUUCCCAUGCAACACAAAACAGAUUAAGAACAGUGAUAGAAAAAGUAACAGUGAUAACCCAGCACCGAAUGGAAUCGUACAAAGAUGAUGAAUGGUACGAACAAGCUACAGAUGUCCGAUCACAGUUAAAGUUUUUUGAACAGUUGGAGCGUUUAGAAAAGCAAAGGAAGGAUGAACAAGAGAGGGAAAUCUUGCUGAAGGCUGCUAAGAGUCGCUCAAGGCAAGAAGACCCAGAGCAAGCUAGACUGAAACAAAAAGCAAAGGAGAUGCAGCAACAAGAACUUGCACAAAUGAGGCAGAGGGAUGCCAAUCUAACUGCAUUGGCAGCUAUUGGUCCCCGGAAGAAACGGAAGCUUGAUUCACCUGGACUGCUUACCGUAGGAGGAGAGGGCCUCGGUGUGUCUGGUGGAAGUCAGGCUGGCCUGGGGACUCCUUCAUCCAGGCAGUACGCACGACAGAAAAUAACUCGUGUAAACCUCAGGGACUUCAUCUUCUACUUGGAACAGGAAAGAGAAACAAGCCAUUCUCUCCUGCUCUAUCGAGCUCUGCUUAAAUAAAGCCAAGAGUUGUACUGAUUUCUCCAUACAGAAGCUCAACUUGCAUUGAAAAGCUGUCAUUUUAAUGUGCCUUCUAUUUUUUUCAGAAGUCAAUGUUCCAGUAAUUUUGUUUGGUAAAAAUUGUCAGACACAUGCAAUAAAUCCCCUUUAUGUAAAAAAAAACCCUAAAAACCCACACAAAAAAUGUGCAAAAGGUUUUAAAAUGGUAAACCCACAGACAGAACCAACAUCAAAUCUUGCUCCGUGUGGCCAUUUUAGCUAAAGCUGAAGUUAGGCAAAUGGCUGUGCUGUCUGACCCAGGCCGCCUCACGCAGGGAGGCCUGGGCCGGGCUCACAGGGCUGGGCCUGCCUGUGCUGGGCACCUCUGCGUUCACUUACGCUGCUGCCUUUGUUUUCUUUUUAGUUCUACUGGCACUGUUUCUGCUGAUUAACCAUGGUGAUACCUGUUAUUUUAGAUUAGUUAGAAUUGCAGUUGUUUGCACAGCUAAACGAAUCGCCACCCUCACAAAUUUCAUGUAUUUGGGAUUUUUGCUUUUCCUGCACGGCUCAUUUCCUGAGCCAGGUGCUGAAACAGAUCCUAAGUGUAUGAAAUCUGUGUGCUGGGGUCCCAGCUGCAUCACCUUGACUAGCUCCCAGUUGUUCUCCAAACCUCUCCAACCUUUUGCACAUUUGUAGCAACUGGUUAGUAACACAAAUCAAAGUUGGGUUUUAUUUUCUAAAAAAUAUCUUAUUUAUUGUGAAGAGCUUGGUUUAAUGGUGGUUUUAAAGAGAGUAUUGCUCAGUAAAGAUUUUAGAAUAUUCUAUAUGGAUUUUUAAUCACCCUAAAGAAGUUUUGGGGGCCAGUUCCAGUGAGAGAGAGCAUGAGGAGAGCUGGGGUGAGCCCUGGUAGCCCGGUGCCACCGGAUGGUCAGGGCAGCGCCACAGGGACUGGUGAUGCCUUUGCCAUGGACGAUUGGACCCAAGGACUCCAGUCCAGAGAGGCUCAUGAACAAGCGCAUGACUUCAAGCAUAAUGAAUAGUUUUAAGUACUUAAAAGGUGAGCUGAAUGCUUUUCAAAUGCUUUGCUGAAUUGGAAUUUAAGGAGCCCACACCAAAGCCACAAGAAGUUAGUGUGAAAUGGACAGGAACAUUGAGCAGGCAGGUGGGCACAUGCUGUACUUCAGACGUAGCAGUAUUAUCAGUAACCGUGGAAAGGAGAUGUUUGCUUAUUUAUCUUUUCAACUUUUACUAUGUUAUGCUUGCCACUUUUUUGAGGCAAUUUUUUGUUUGGUUUUUUUGAUGGGAAACCAUAGCGAAAGCACAAAUAGAACUAUUUGUCCAAUAGUUUUAAAAACAAAAGUUUUAAUUAUUUUUUAAGGUUUAUGAAAAGCAGAAGAAAAUUUAUACUGCUGCUAUUUAGCCAAAAGAUUAUUCAUAAGGUAUUUAAGGCCAGGAAGUGUAAAAUUAUGUUUUAAAUGUAUUGAUAAUUUGUACAUAUUGUUUAUAAAGGCCUUGUGUUUAUUAGAAUUACGUUAUUUUGAUGAUUUCUGUACAUACUCGUAAAUACCCCCAAUUUGUGUGAAAACAUACUCCCUUAU